AUGACUAAUAUUAUCGAAAUCAUACUUCCAUCUGAAUUGAUCGAAAUCGGAGAAUUUUCAUUUUCUUCAACAUCACUAUCAACAAUCGAAUUUCCACGAAAUUUGAUAUCGAUUGAUCCUGGUGCAUUUUCUAACUGUACUCUUUUGCGUGAUGUCAAAAUAUAUGAAACUCAUCUCAAAAUCAUUUCUAAGCAAUUAUUUAUGAAUACUAUCAGUUUGAAAAAUAUUUGUAUUCCAGAAACAGUCGAAAUCAUCGAGAAAGAAAGUUUCAAAUUUUCAUCAAUCGAAAACAUCGUAUUCCCAAGAAAUCUUCAGUCAAUCGAAGAUUCAGCAUUCUUUAAUUGCACGAAACUAACAUCGAUAUCUUUCAAUCGAACUAACAUCACAUUCAUUGGCGAUUUUUCAUUCAAGAACUGCAUCAAUUUAUACAAAGUCAACUUUUCUAAUCACUUACGCUUUUUAGGUCAAGAAUCAUUUUGUAACACUAACAUUCGUAAUCUCGAAUUCAUUGGUUUGAGGAAUGUUAGUUCAGGUACAUUCAUGAACAACGAACAUUUAUCAUUUUGUGAUUUUUCACAAACAUCAGUUGAAGUUUUUUCAACGAAUCUAUUCAAAAACUGUCCAAAUUUAUCUUCUAUUUAUUACCCACAUAACUUGACAUACAUCGAAAAAUCGUGUUUUGAACGAACAGGUUUCCGAUAUACUAUUUUGCCUAGUACAGUUAUGCGUGUUAAAUCUAUGGCAUUCUCAUUUUGUCCAAACUUGAUUUAUGUUGAACUGAAAAACACUAAAAUGAAAACGAUCCCUAAGAUGAUGUUCUUCAAAUGUCCUCUCUUCGAUCGAAUCAACUUCCCACAGAACUUGACAUCGAUCAAAGAAUUUUCAUUUUCAUUCACAAACAUGCAUAAUUUAACAUUCCCAGACAGUCUUCAGAUCAUCAGGAACGGACUCAUUGACGUUCACAACUUAUCUAUUGUUAAUCUUUCUAACACACAAAUAUUCUGUUUCGAAUCGAGAAUGUUCAUGAAUUGUUUUUGUCUAGAUACAAUCUAUUUACCACCAUAUCUUGAAGAGAUUCAAGAAUAUGUCUUUGAUGGAACACGAAUUAAGAGAUUAGUUGUUCCAUUUGGCUGCAAACUGCUCCCAUUCGUUUUCUCAAACUCAUCAUUAGAAACUAUUGAUUUGUCUCAUUCUAAUCUGACCGAGAUUCUUCCAAACGUUUUUUCAGACACAUUACAUCUGAAGAAUGUCAUUUUUCCAGAAUCAUUAGUUGUUUGUUGUGAGAACGCGUUCAACACAUCUAACAUUCCAGAACUCGUUUUCAAUGGUUUACAGACAUUAGAAAGCAAUUCACUCUUUUGUCCUCUUCUCGAGAAGAUCGAUUUUUCUAAAACAAAUUUGAAAAUUUUGCCUAGUUUCAUCUUCUCAAAGUGUCCAGUUCUGAAAGAAAUCAUUUUAUCAGAGACAUUGCAGUCUAUCGGUUCUAAUUCAUUCCAUGGGACACAGUUGAAAGAGAUUAUAUGUCCACGAAGUCUUGUUGAUAUUGAAGAAGAAGGAUUCAUGAAUGCUAUUUAUUUAGAGACUCUCGAUUUGUCACUAUGUCAUAUAUCUACAUUACAACCACGUGCAUUCUACAAUUGCAUGAAACUUACAGAGAUCAAGUGGCCUCAUCAUCUCGAAACUAUCCAAAAAAGCUGUUUUGCGAAUUCAGGUCUCAAGAACGUCACAUUCCCUCACACAGUUACAUCAAUCGGUGAAAGCACAUUUUAUCAAUGUUUGUUUUUGGAGAAAGUCGAUUUUGGAUUUUGUCAAAUCACAUUCAUCCCAAAGAACUGUUUCUUCAAUUGCAAAUCUCUGAAGACAGUCAUAUUCUCACAUCUCAAGUACAAACUGACAAAUCAUGCAUUUUCUACGACAUCAAUCAGAGCGUUGACUAUGCCAGAACUUGAAUUCGACUCAGGUCUUUUCAUCCAACGAUGCAGGACUAUCGAAAUUCUUGAUUUGUCUAAAACGAAGAUCAUUUGUUUUGGCAAACAUUUCUUCAGUGAUUGUGUCAAACUCCGUGUUUUGAUAUUGCCUCCGACCGCAGAGUAUUUCUCUGUGAGCGCUUUCUCGAACUGCGUUUCUUUGGAGAAAAUAUUUUACUGUGGAAGAAUCACUUUCUCUGAUGACAUAGAGAUUCCUUCGAACUCUGAAAUAGAGUUUUAUGUAUCAGACAUUUAUCCUAAUUCACAGAUAUUUGGAAUAUCUGUCAUACGGACAACGAAAUGUUCUGAAUUCAAUGUUUCCAAUAUAGAAUAA
Molecule: messenger RNA, 2301 nt
Organism: Trichomonas vaginalis G3
Lineage: Eukaryota; Parabasalia; Trichomonadida; Trichomonadidae
Product: otolith morphogenesis protein family
Exons: 1
Coding region: 1-2301 (766 amino acids)
Molecular function (GO): protein binding
Source: RefSeq, a predicted model, not a curated record